AUGGCUGUUGAUAUUCCAAAAUCCGUUUUAAAUAAACUUAUAUUCUUCACUGGGGCAAUCAUAUUCUUCCCAUUGAUCACAUUCUUUCUUUUGCAAUACCUUUUCGGUAACUCAAUAGUCUCUGGAGGAAUGAGUGCGGUUGUUGUCAAUAUCUUGAUGGUUUUAUUCAUUAUUGUUGCAUUCAAUGAGAAAGUUGAACUUGAGCCAAUAAGUGAAAAACAAGAAAAUGAUAAAUUGGAUUGA
Molecule: messenger RNA, 243 nt
Organism: Hansenula anomala
Lineage: Eukaryota; Fungi; Ascomycota; Saccharomycetes; Phaffomycetales; Wickerhamomycetaceae
Gene: VMA21
Product: Vma21p
Exons: 3
Coding region: 1-243 (80 amino acids)
Source: RefSeq, a predicted model, not a curated record